CCUCGCCCGCCGUUUGCUUCAAGUCCUUCCGGGGCCAAGUAGGUAGCGCCGCCUCUUCAGCCGGCCGAAGCCCGGGGCUGAGAGCCACGCUGGGAGGCGGGCGGCCUAGGAGGGACGCUGCAGUCCCAGCCUCACUUCAGACCCUCCCUCAGGGGGCGCUCCACUUUUCCCAGCGUGCCUUUCGCUGAUAGCCCCGAGGACUUCCGGAGCGGGGUGACGUCUCCAGCGUUCGUACCGGCGUGAACUCCAGGCGGGGCCUGCAGGUUCGGGGGCGGUGAGCGGCGUUAAAUUCUAGGCGGAGAUUCUUUGAUGAAAAAAGAUCUGAGAGAGGAUCGGGACAGGCAGUUAACUAAAAGGAAUCUGUCCCAUUGCUGCAACCAAACCAAAUGCCUUCUAUUUCACCAGACCAAGGAGAUGAUCUGGAGGCCUGUGUUUUAGGAUUUUCAGACUUGGAUUUGAAAGACACAAGUCUUACCAAUCCCAGUAGCAGCCUCAAAGCAGAGCUAGAUGUCAAUACAAAGAAGAAAUACUCAUUUGCAAAGAAAAAGGCAUUUGCCCUUUUUGUCAAAACCAAAGAAGUUCCAGCACCUUCUUAUAAAUGUAAAGAACUAUGGUGGAAAUGCUGUCAGCAGCUGUUCACGGACCAGACCAGCAUCCACAAACAUGUGGCAACACAACAUGCUGAUGAGAUUUGCCACCAGACUGCUUCUAUUUUAAAGCAGCUGGCUGUGACAUUGAGCACCUCAAAGAGUCUUAACUCUGCCGACAAAAGGAACUCCCUAAAAGAGUACCUUACUCCAAACCAUGAAGUGUCUACAUGGCUCCCUGAUGUUAGUUGCUUUAGCCCUGAUGAGCUGAUAAGUGGCCAGGGCAGUGAUGAAGGAGAGGUGCUACUUUAUUACUGCUACCGUGACCUGGAGGAUCCCCAUUGGAUCUGUGCCUGGCAGACAGCUCUGUGUCGGCACCUGCACCUCACAGGCAAGGUGCGCAUUGCUACAGAAGGAAUCAACGGGACAGUUGGUGGAAGCAAAUUGGCCACCAGACUCUAUGUGGAAGCCAUGCUUUCCUGCCCGUUGUUUAAGGAUUAUCUGUGUAAGGAUGAUUUUAAGACCAGCAAAGGAGGAGCUUGCUGUUUUCCAGAAUUGCGUGUUGGUGUAUUUGAAGAAAUUGUGCCUAUGGGGAUCAGUCCCAAUAAGAUCUCCUACAAGAAGCCUGGAAUCCACUUAUCCCCAGAUGAAUUUCAUAAAGAAGUAGAAAAGUUUUUGUCUCAGGGAAAUCAAGAACAAAGUGAUACUAUCCUACUGGACUGCAGAAACUUCUAUGAAAGCAAAAUAGGCCGCUUCCAGGGCUGCUUGGCCCCAGACAUCAGGAAAUUCAGUUACUUCCCUAGCUACGUGGACAAGAAUCUAGAACUUUUCAGAGAGAAGAGGGUACUGAUGUAUUGCACUGGGGGCAUCCGUUGUGAGCGGGGUUCAGCUUAUCUCAAAGCCAAGGGAGUGUGCACGGAAGUGUUCCAGCUCAAGGGUGGCAUCCACAAGUACCUGGAAGAGUUUCCUGACGGUUUUUACAAAGGGAAGUUGUUUGUUUUUGAUGAGCGUUAUGCCUUGUCCUACAACAGUGACAUAGUGUCAGAAUGUUCAUACUGUGGGGCCCCAUGGGACCAGUAUAAACUCUGCUCCACUCCCCAGUGCCGCCAGCUUGUCUUGGCCUGCCCCUCCUGCCAAGGACAGGGAUUCACAGCCUGUUGUGUCACAUGUCAAGACAAAGGGAGCAGGCCCACUUCAAGCCCUACCCAGAACAGCUUUAAAGAAGAAUGUGAGUGCACAGCCCGACGGCCACGCAUACCCAGUGAACUUUCACAGCGGCAGCAGGCACAGCCCCUCGUGAGUCCAGAGCCAAGGCCCAAUGUUGAGGACGGGCCCUGCUUGUGUGAGCAGCACCUUCAGCAUUUCCUUAAGCCUUCACAAAGCUAGGUGAGGUGACCAUGUAUUGGAGAAUAUCAAGGCUGCAGCAACAGAGAAAUGGGGAACUUCGUUGCUGGCCAAUUCCAGCGUGGCACACUGGUCGCCAUAUUGGCCACCUAUACUUCAUAAGAGGAGGGAAGAGGGAGUUGGUGCUGACCACUUACCUAAGACAUUCUGACACAAGAUGCUAGAGCACAGAAAAAGGUGAGCCGUGUGGGAUCCCAAAGCAGCUAAGGGAUAGAGCCUUGAGCUUGGGAACCAGGUCAUGCCCUUUCUGUGCCAUGCAUCAGGGCUGGUAGUAGUCAUUUUUCUUGUCACCUAACCUGUCUGUACCAGUGAUAAACAUGAAAGUUGUGGCCCUGGAAGUGGACUCCUUAGAACCAGUCCUCUUGGGCCACCUGCCACCCACCCAUAUUGUCACCUCGUCUCUGUUAGCCGGGGCACACUAGACCAGGAUCUGAAGACUAUGGCAUUUGGCCCAUUGCUUGCUUUUGUAAAUAAAGUUUCAUUGGAAUAGCUACA
Molecule: messenger RNA, 2486 nt
Organism: Miniopterus natalensis
Lineage: Eukaryota; Metazoa; Chordata; Mammalia; Chiroptera; Miniopteridae
Gene: TSTD2
Product: thiosulfate sulfurtransferase like domain containing 2
Source: RefSeq, a predicted model, not a curated record